Molecule: messenger RNA, 635 nt
Organism: Wasmannia auropunctata (little fire ant)
Lineage: Eukaryota; Metazoa; Arthropoda; Insecta; Hymenoptera; Formicidae
Exons: 4
Coding region: 1-510 (169 amino acids)
Cellular component (GO): extracellular region
Molecular function (GO): chitin binding
Source: RefSeq, a predicted model, not a curated record
AUGUCCUUGGCUUUGAAUAAAUCAAGGCAACAUUUCACGAAGGGACGAAUAAUAGUGGACGAUUAUUAUGAUGAAUAUCAGAAUUAUCAACCGGUAGUGGGAUUUCGCCAGCCCAUUGUCGUGAAAGAAGAGCCGAAGAAAAAUCAGGACUUUAGCAAGAUUCCCGGAAUCCCCGGAAUUGAUUAUCCUCUCUAUCACACGGUGCCGCCCACGAGUUUUUCCUGCGCACAUGUUCCGGUAGUACCGGGAAUGUACGCAAACGUAGAAACCGGUUGUCAGGCAUAUCACGUUUGCCAUGACGGGCGUGAGGGGCAUCAGGGUGCCUCCUUUUUAUGCACUAAUGGAACACUUUUUAAUCAACAUGAAUUUGCGUGCGACUGGUGGUACAAUGUUAAUUGCGCUGAUGCACCAUCUCUUUAUAGGGUAAACGAAGACCCAUUGAAGAAUCCGUACGUACCAAAAGAGACAAAGGACGCUAUUCGAAAGAGAUUGCAGAUUGUCGUGCUGUAAAUGUAAAUUGGCUGCAUAUAGCUGAUUAUUUUGAUAUUUACAUUCUCACAUAAGCCUUAUUUAUAAUACUUGCUCGUGUGUCUCUUGUCAAGAUUAGUAAUAAAAAAAUAAACAGUUAAUGUAUA